Messenger RNA from Bacidia gigantensis, 762 nucleotides. RefSeq lists its product as uncharacterized. The record is from RefSeq and is a predicted model, not a curated record. Lineage: Eukaryota; Fungi; Ascomycota; Lecanoromycetes; Lecanorales; Ramalinaceae. The transcript has a single exon. Bases 1 to 762 code for a protein of 253 amino acids.
AUGUUAGAGGCUCUCGCGGCUUAUUCCUCCUCUCCUUGGGUUGGAAGAAAUGCAUUUGCGCAGCGCGACUCUAACGUCCAACUCUUUCCAUCACCAAAAAUGACAUCGAAAGAAAUCGAAUUUAGUCCGCCGCCCAAGCAUGUCCAACGACGAUCCCCACAAAAUCCACAUGCGAGUCAGCAGCACGCAAGCAAUGCACAGGAACUUCGUCGACAGAAGUACCUCGACAGAGUCCGCCAUGUCAGUGAAGAAUACCGCUGGGCCCAGCGUAGUGACCAGGUAGUUCUUUUACAGAUAUUUGACCGCCGGGACCUCAUCUUACAAAUGUGCAGAUUCUCCGUCAACAGUAUGUGGAUCAAAGAAGAUCAUGGGAGUUGGAAAAAGCACUUUCUGCUCCUGAUGAUCACGGCGUUUGGGAUGAAGAUAACAAGGAAGACCAUCACAGUGACUCAUUUGAUUCUGGUCAGUCUUUUGGAUCCGACCCAAUUCGUACUUUCGCACAUUUUCUUACUAUACGCAGAUUCAGGAGCUGUCGCAGACGAUGCGCUUCGUCAAGAGCGUGAAGCUCUGGAGUCGCUAAUAUUCUGGGCUGAAACUUCUUCCUCAGAGGAACGGAAUCAGUUCGGGAAUGACACCGCUGACAAUGAAGAUGAAGAAUUAGAUCAGCUCCUUACAAAUCUUAUGGCCUGUGACCCAAGCGACAAGAAUGCCAGCCUAUGUGAAGGUUGCAGCAGCCAGGACAUGGACAUCAGCGCAGGGUAG